Messenger RNA from Cimex lectularius (bed bug), 1999 nucleotides. Its product is annotated as acid phosphatase type 7-like. The record is from RefSeq and is a predicted model, not a curated record. The transcript has 11 exons. The coding region runs from base 581 to 1903 and encodes 440 amino acids. Lineage: Eukaryota; Metazoa; Arthropoda; Insecta; Hemiptera; Cimicidae. Gene Ontology annotation, molecular function: acid phosphatase activity; metal ion binding.
AAGAAAAAGUUAGGAAAAAAACUCGUGGGUCUGGGCGCAAGGCGCUCGGACAGUGACAACGUAUCCUGACAAGGAACACUCAGCACAGAAUAAAGCCGAUCAUGCUUAUAUCAUGCACGAUAGCCAGAGCGUAAUACAGCGACGAAACAGUCAUGCCUCUAAGCACGCUCGGCUUUAAUCGGUUACUCUCGGCUCGAGCGUAACAGGACACCGAUCGUAACGGGACAAUGAGUCAUACUUUUUUGCGAAUGCCUCCUAGUGUUACCGAUUUAUAAGACGUUGUCACGUCAAAAAGGUUGAGCAGUUCAUAAAGAUUACAAAAGAAUAAAAAGUCCUGGAAGAAAAAGGCUUAUUCCACCACUGCAAGAUGGUGAAUGUGUAGCGGAUGGUCAGGGAAUAUGUAGCAAUAGUUACAAUUCUAACUUGAUUUUAAGAAUACUGGCAUUACUGAUAUGGAUAUCUCUUAUCGUGCAAAACAAAAUCAGAAUGUGUCCAUAGCAUUAUCACAUUUCCAGUUCAUGUGUCGCAAUUUUAAACAUAAAAGAAGAAGGAAUUUCUUUAAAUUUUCUGGGCCUCAACUAUGGGAUUGAAAAGAUUUUUCAAGUUACUUUACCUGGCUUCCUUCUUCGAAGAAAUAUUGUGCAAAGUUGUCAAUUAUCAGCCUAUUUUAUACUACGAACCUGAACAAGUUCACAUCUCAUUCGGAAACAAUAUAGAAGACAUUGUUGUAACAUGGUCUACAUUUACUGCCACUCCAGAAUCUGUUGUGCAGUAUGGCAUUGGCGGUUUUACUAACCGUGCAGUUGGCUACUCUAGAAAAUUUGUUGAUGGAGGGCCGAUGAAACAUACUCAGUAUAUCCAUCGUGUCACCCUGCCUGGGUUGAUGCCGAAAACCAAAUAUUCGUAUUAUUGCGGAAGCAACUUGGGCUGGUCAGAUGAGUUUUGGUUCAUUACAGUUGACAAUUCGACAAAUUGGUCACCACAUUUGGCUGUUUUUGGAGAUAUGGGCAAUGUGAAUGCAAGAUCGCUUCCAUAUUUGCAAAAAGACACACACAAUAAUGUUUACGAUGCUCUACUUCAUGUUGGAGAUUUUGCUUAUGAUAUGAAAUUUGAUGAUGGGCAAGUAGGAGAUGAAUUUAUGAAGCAGAUUGAGCCAAUAGCAGCAUAUCUACCAUACAUGGUCGCCCCUGGAAAUCACGAAGAAUCAUACAAUUUCAGCCAUUAUCGAGAAAGAUUUUCCAUGCCUGGUCCAAAUGAGAAUCUGUUUUACAGCUUUGAUCUCGGUCCUGCCCAUUUCAUAAGUUUAAACACUGAGGCUUACUAUUUUAUUUAUUACGGUAUAAAAAUCCCAAUCAAACAGUAUUUGUGGCUUCUUGAGGAUUUGAAGAAUGCGACAAAACCAGAAAACCGUGCAAAACGUCCUUGGAUUAUUACAUACGGGCACCGUCCUAUGUAUUGCUCUGAUGAUGAUAAUGAUGAUUGCACAAAACAUAGUUCAAUGGUCCGUACCGGUUUCCCAAUACUUAACUGGUUUGGCUUGGAAGAAAUGUUUUAUAACUAUACUGUUGAUGUUGAGAUAUGGGCACAUGAACAUUCGUAUGAACGCCUUUGGCCAGUGUACAAUCAUGAGGUGAAAAAUGGCAGUUACAAAGAGCCUUACAAAAACCCUAAAGCCCCUGUCCACAUCAUCACAGGAUCUGCAGGUUGCCAGGAAAAUACCGACAAGUUUGUUAAAAACCCAAUGCACUGGUCUGCAUUUAGAUCGAGUGACUAUGGGUUCACAAGGUUGAAAAUUUACAAUAGAACGCAUUUGCACAUUCAACAAAUCUCUGUGGAUAAGAAUGGAGAUGUGAUUGAUGAUAUUUGGAUUAUUAAAGAUAGUCACGAUCCUUAUGAAAAAUAAUGAAAGUUCCUAGAAGAAAUAAAAUCACUCUAAAAUGAUAUUAUCUCACUAAAAAGUAUCUUUUGUUUUGUAAAUCAAUGUGCAUAGUAGGUAAUU